AUGUUAUUAAAGCGCGAGGUUACCAUACUAAAUAUUGAUCAAACUGUUCUUGAUACAGAGUGUUGUCAUAGUCAAAAACAGCAAGACUCUCCUGCAGAUGCUGAACCAAAAACAAAAAAUCCUCGAUCAGAUACUUUUGGAACAUCCUUUUCUGAAUCAAUUAGUAGAAGUAAAACACCAAGUUCCAUGUUUGAUAGCAUGACAAAAACUGAAAAGGAUUUGAUUGAUACACACCUAGCAAGAGCAAUAUAUGCCAGUGGAUCCCCAUUCCAUUUAGUAGAAAAUAACUAUUGGAAAAUCUUUAUGAACAAGUUACGUCCUGCUUAUAAGCUUCCGUCAAGACAUGAAGUGUCAAACUUAUUAUUAGAUAAUGAAUUUUCAAAGAUUUCAGCAAAUGUUAAAGAAAUGGUAGCAACUGCAGAUUAUCUUGGAUUGAUGUGUGAUGGAUGGAGCAGUUUAAGAAAUGAAGCAAUCAUUAACUUUGUAAUGACAUUGCCUUCUUCAUCAUCCAUUUUGUGGAAGACAUUGCCUACAGGUAAAACCAUAAUUCUUGUACUCCAUUCUGGUGAAUAUAUGGCAAAUGAAAUAAAGAAAGUUUUAGAAGAAAUAAAUCCUAACAAAGUUUUAGGCAUUGUGACUGACAAUGCUGCAAAUAUGAAAAAUGCAUGGACUCGUCUAAAAGAUUGUUAUCCCCAUCUUCAUUGCUAUGGAUGCAUUUUACAUGGUUUAGAUUUGCUGUUUACAGACUUUUUAAAAUUGGCAACUUUAAGUGUUUCAAUGUCACAAGCAACUGAUAUUGUUAAAGAGAUAAAAAAUUCUCAUUUAUCUGUUGCAGCAUUUAGAGAUAUACAAAAAAAGUCAGCUGGUGUAGUAACAUGCAUUACAUUGAAACUACCAGGAUCAACUGUAGCAUGCUUAGAUAGCAUACUGAAAAAUAAGCAACCAUUAAAAACAUUGGCUAUUUCUGAAAACAGUGGGCCUAAUUCAGCAACAAAAAAUAUUCUUCUAUCAGAUAUUUUUUGGGACAGGGUUGAAGGUUUUUUCAAAUUGCUGUCACCAAGAGCUGAUGCAAUAAAGAAAACUGAAUCAAAUGCUCCCAUGUCAUCUACUGUUGUGGAAACUUUUCACUUCUUAGAAGAUCACAUUUUUAAAAAUGUAACAGUUAGCCCAUUCUCAAAAAAGGAAGAAGAAGAAGCCAAAAAGAUCUUCAAAAAAAGAAAAGAAUUUUGUUUAACAGAAAUUCACUUGGCAGCCAAUAUACUAGAUCUCAAAUUUCAAAGCAGAGUCUUGACUGGAGAACAAAAGAUUGAUGCAUGUGAGGUGAUACAUAACAUUGCUGCAAUUAUGCCUGAAGUAAACAAAGAAAUUAUGAUGUAUGAUUUGGCUAUUUACCAAUCAAAGGGUGGUAUAUUUUUAAAAUCCUUUAUUUGGACUGCAGUUGGAAUAACUCAACCUAUAAAUUGGUGGAAAGGGUUGUGUUCCUUUACUGAAUUAUCAAAAGUUGCAUCUAGAAUUCUUCAGCUACCAGCUUCAAGUGCAGCAUGUGAGAGAAGUUUUAGCACUUAUUCUAACAUUCAUAGUGCAAAAAGAAAUCGUUUAACGACUGUAAGAGCUGGAAAACUAGUUUUAAUUUCACAAAAUUUAAAACUGGAAAAUAUUGAACACCAGUUAUCAAAAUGCACUUCAACGCCUUGGUCAGAGUCUGAAGCGGUUUAUAUAGAAAGUGACAGUGACUUAGUUUAUGAACCAUUAGAUGAAGAUAGUCUUGGGCAGGAAGACUCGGACUCAGAAAGCACAUCCAUUUAG
This is a messenger RNA of Hydra vulgaris (swiftwater hydra), 1806 nucleotides long. RefSeq lists its product as uncharacterized. Gene Ontology annotation, molecular function: protein dimerization activity. NCBI's taxonomy places the organism in Eukaryota, Metazoa, Cnidaria, Hydrozoa, Anthoathecata, Hydridae. The record is from RefSeq and is a predicted model, not a curated record.